Messenger RNA from Pelobates cultripes (western spadefoot toad), 444 nucleotides. NCBI's taxonomy places the organism in Eukaryota, Metazoa, Chordata, Amphibia, Anura, Pelobatidae. The record is from the annotation of a GenBank genome assembly.
AUGAAAGAACGCAUUGAGAAUUCUGAAUCAGAACAAAACGAUGAAGAAUUCAGUGACUGUUGGAAAUACUUAUUCACUGGAGAUAUUCUGGAUAUCAUUGUAAAAUAUACUAACCAAUAUAUAAAUAUUAUCAAAAAUAAAUAUGGACGCGAACGUGCCGCCAAACUUACUGAUGACAUUGAAAUAAAAGCGUUCAUAGGUAUAUUAUAUUUGGCUGGAGCUUAUAGAGCCCUGGAUUUAGUGGAAGAACUGAAAGAGAUGAAACAUUCCUACGUUGGCACAGUAAAGAAAAACAAAAGAGAGCUGCCACCUGAAUUUGUCACAACGAAAUCUAGGGAAGUGUAUUCAAGUAGCUUUUGGAUUCAAUCGCAAUACUACAUUAGUAUCAUACGUACCAAUGAGGAACAAAACUGUUAUCCUUGUGUCCAGCUUUCAUCACGAUAA